Cynara cardunculus var. scolymus (artichoke) is the source of this 2164-nucleotide messenger RNA. Its product is annotated as putative polyketide hydroxylase. NCBI's taxonomy places the organism in Eukaryota, Viridiplantae, Streptophyta, Magnoliopsida, Asterales, Asteraceae. The coding region runs from base 1 to 2127 and encodes 708 amino acids. Gene Ontology annotation, molecular function: FAD binding. The record is from RefSeq and is a predicted model, not a curated record. The transcript is spliced from 11 exons.
AUGGGGGUUUUAGGAAUCACAAGAAGGAGAUUUGAUACAUUUUUUCAUAUAAAAACUAGAAUUCGUAGAAAAGUGUCAUGUGAUUAUAUACAGAAGAGAGAAUUAUCAUCAAAUUACUUGAAGAAUGAUUCGAUUUUGCCAGUUCUGAUCGUCGGUGCUGGUCCAGUUGGACUUGUUCUCUCUGUUCUUCUAACCAAAUUAGGUGUCAAAUGUGCAGUUUUGGAAAAAAGCAUGACCUUCUCCAAACAUCCACAAGCACAUUUUAUCAACAAUAGGUCUAUGGAGGUGUUCCGCAAAUUAGAUGGCUUAGCAGAGGAGAUUCAACGGUUUCAACCACCUGUAGAACUUUGGAGGAAGUUCAUAUACUGCACAUCACUGACUGGUUCUACUAUAGGAUCUGUAGACCAUAUGCAGACUGAAGAUUUUGACAAGAUUGUCAGUCCAGUAUCUGUGGCACAUUUCUCACAAUACAAACUUAAUGGAUUGCUACUUAAGCAACUUGAAACUAUUGGAUUCACUAUUCGUAAUCAUGAGGGGUUGGAUCACAGACCGCUGGGGGAAAGGGAGAUACUGAUGGGACACAAUUGUAUAUCAGUUGACGCAACUGAUAACGUCAUUAAUGUAACCACAUCUUUUGUGAAGGAAGGGAAACACAUAAAGAAACAGAUUCCAUGUAGUUUUCUAGUUGGUGCAGAUGGUGCAGGAAGUACACUGAGAAAUCUGGUUGGAAUAGAAAUGAGAGGUGAAAAAGACUUGCAAAAGCUUGUUAGCGUCCAUUUUCUUAGCCAAGAGCUUGGGCAGUACUUGAUGUAUGAGAAACCGGGCAUGUUAUUUUUUAUUUUCAAUCCUGAGGCCAUUGGGGUUCUUGUUGCUCAUGAUUUGAAGCAAGGAGAAUUUGUAUUGCAGAUACCGUUCUAUCCACCACAGCAUAAUUUUGAGGAUUUCACAUCUGAGACGUGUAAGAGGUUAAUCUUCAAAUUGGUAGGACGAGAACUAGCAGACGUUAAUGUGGUAGACAUAAAGCCAUGGGUGAUGCAUGCUGAAGUUGCCGAGAAGUAUCUUGCGUGUGAGGACCGGAUAAUACUUGCUGGUGAUGCUGCUCAUCGGUUUCCUCCAGCUGGUGGUUUUGGGAUGAAUACUGGCAUUCAAGAUGCUCAUAACCUUGCAUGGAAACUGGCUGCAAUCGUCAAGGGUAUAACUCCAAUGUCUAUUCUUCCCACUUAUGAGAUGGAACGUAGGCCGAUUGCACUCUUCAAUACUUCUCUCAGCAUCCAAAAUUUUCAAGCAGCAAUGGCAGUUCCUACUGCACUUGGUCUUGAUCCAACCAUUGCGAAUUCAGUACAUCAAGCUAUCAAUAGCUCAGUAGGUACAAUCUUACCACCGGGGCUACAGAAGACUCUGCUAGAUGGGAUUUUCAGUUUAGGCCGUGCACAGCUCUCAGAUUUUGUUUUGAACGAGGACAAUCCUCUUGGAUCUUCACGGCUUGCUAAAGUAAGGCGGAUUUUUGAAGAAGGAAAGAGCCUUCAACUACAGUUCCCUGCUGAGGAUUUAGGUUUCAGAUACCGUGAAGGAGCACUGUUACCUGAACCCAACGAUGAGGGCUUUGUGCCAAACAAACCAGAACCCCCAACUGGUCGUAGGCAGGAAUACAUUCCGUCAGCAGAUCCAGGCUCAAGGUUGCCUCAUAUGAAUGUUCGGGUGCUAUCCGAAGUUACACGAGAGGCAACAAUUUCCACAUUGGAUCUUAUCUCCAGAGACGAAGUCGAGUUUCUUCUGAUAAUUGCACCAGUAGAUUCAUCCUAUCGGCUAGCUCAUGCCGUACUUAAUGUUGCCAAUGAACUUAACAUUUUGGUUAAGGUGUGCGUUAUGUGGCCAGACGGUUUAGUUAACGUAGACGCAAGAAGCAAGGAAUCACUGGCACCCUGGGAAAACUAUAUUGAUGUUGUGGAGGUAAGACGGGAAUCAAGUUCAUCGUCGUGGUGGGGUUUAUGUAAAAUGACACAUAUGGGAGCUAUUUUGGUUCGGCCGGAUGAUCAUAUCGCUUGGCGUGUGAAAUCAGCCAUGGUUGGCGAUAUCCAGCUCGAGAUGAAAAGGGUUUUCUCAGCCAUUUUAGGAAUAGGAUCAUAGUAUAGUUGUUUUUAGCUAUGCUCAUAGAAAUUUAGCA